This is a messenger RNA of Fusarium redolens, 432 nucleotides long. RefSeq lists its product as uncharacterized. The annotation marks the transcript as partial. The record is from RefSeq and is a predicted model, not a curated record. The transcript is spliced from 3 exons. NCBI's taxonomy places the organism in Eukaryota, Fungi, Ascomycota, Sordariomycetes, Hypocreales, Nectriaceae.
AUGAGAUUUUACCCUGGACCCAACAUUACAACUUCUGACAUUUCUCAUUUUUUCGCCAGACUGAAGCUCAUCUCAUUCUGGAGGGGAACAUCUCUCAUACCGCUGAGUGUUGUAUACACAGGGAAAGAACACGAGCGACCGUCUAUGUUUGACAGUGCAUCUAUCUUGACAGAAGAUUCUGCUGAAGGAUUUGCGAAACCCCAAAAUCUUUACCACCUGUUUCAGUCACCGGAAAUUACCAAGCAGUUCCCCGAAAUCUUCUCGAAGCCCCGGGUUUCUGUCCGAGAAAACGGGUCUCAGAUCAGUCGUAUUUCCGAUCUACUUCCGGAUCUUCACACCGGAAAGAUCUGCCCGCAAACGACUCCAUUUCUUCUUAUCACGAAAUUGUCAUUGGUAACGUAUGACGCAUUCGAAGUCAACUACCGUCGAAAU